GUGGGAUGAUUGGGGUAGAGGAUAGGGGAUAGGUUGGGUGGAGGAUAGGGGAUGAUGGUGGAUGAUGGUGGAUGGUGGUGGAUGAUGGUGGGAUGAUGGUGGAUGAUGGGUGUAGGAGAUGGGUGGUCGACUAAUGGGCCAGCAGGGGGAUAAGGGCACAAGUCAAGGGGUGAGGUGGAAUUACCCAGAGAUCAUUCCUGCUGACGAUGCCUUCAGAUAUCGCCCUUCGAAUACCCUCGCCGACGAGGGCCUCGUCAUAAUGCCGUUUCAUGGCCGCUGUAUCGAUUCCCCGGAAGCCGGCUUUGAUUGCUUCAUAGACGAGGUCGGCGGUGCGGUCUUUUUUCCAGGCUGUGCCGUAGAUAAGGGAUGGCAUUUUGGGGAGGGAUAGGGGCGGUUCUGAGGUGGACAUGGUGGCCAGGGUUCUUGGGUGACGGUGAAUGGGAAAGCUAUGAAGUGGCGGGACGAAACGGUUGGGUGUCAGAAGGGUUGGUGGUUUGAGGCUUGAAAAGGAUGAACUUGUCGGAAACAUGUCUUUUUCACUGUGUGUCUUUGAAUGGGAAGUUGUGAAGAUCCCAGGACGGGAAGGUACAACUCAAUUGAUUGGUCAAAGCUGAGUGGUGAGGGGAAGCUGUUGACAGGUUUAUAUCGAGCUUUUCGAGAUAAAUUUUUGACAAGACAGUGUCCAUACGCUUCCGACCUAUAGCUUCCCUUUCCAUAUCGAUUUCUUCAACUCCAUCGUCCGCAAAAAAAUGUUCUGUUGAAUAAGUCAAGAAUGACGUCGUCUAGGCUUUUGAUGCACCUUCGCCAAUCGGGAGCCGGGAGCUUUCUGUCCGCCAUGUCUGCUGGGAUCAUCCUGGGCACGGGAAUGGGCGGGAUUCAAUUGGCUAAAGAAGCUGUGGUGGAUCCCUACCCACCUGGGAGAGCUUCCUCAGUGCGGGACAGGUGCCGCAGUUUUGGGUGCGUAUUUCGGCGAUUUACCCGUCAGCGCCGUCGCUGCCCCGCCAUGAGGAUGGAGGGGAAGAUGGCGCGAGGUUGGACACGCCGGCUACGGGCUUUGCUUCAAAAGGACUUCAAGCCAGCGUGGUUUCUUUUCUCUUUGUCGUCUGUGUCUGUAUUCACUUGUCAAAGCUUCAUUGGCAUCACCAGCACACCAUGUCGUCUCCGUAUACUGUGAGGUGGGGUAUUCUGGCCACCGGCUGGAUUGCUGAGACCUUCACCAAGGAUCUCCUCACUAGCCCAGCUUCCCGUGAUGUCCAUGAUGUGCGCCAUGAGGUCGUUGCCGUGUCCUCGUCCAGCUCCAAGGAGAGAGCUGCCGAGUUCAUCAAGAAGGUGGAUGCUCCCAGCUCAGCAAAGGCCUAUGGUUCUUACCAUGAGCUGGUAGCUGACCCCGAUGUCGAUAUCAUCUAUGUUGCUACACCACACAGCCACCACUUCCAAAACGCCAUGCUUGCCCUCGAUGCGGGCAAGAAUGUGCUCUGCGAGAAGUCCUUGACUGUGACUGCUGCCCAGACCCGCAAGCUCAUCGAGACUGCUCGCUCCAAGAACCUCUUCUUCAUGGAGGCUGUGUGGACUCGCUACUUCCCCCUGAGCAUCAAGGUCAGGGAGUUGAUCACAUCCGGUGCCAUCGGCAACGUGUACCGUACUAUUGCCGACCUCUCUGUUGGCCGUGAUGCCCCCGAGGGCAAGAUUGACUUCCCCGAUGAGAACCGCAUGGUCAACGCCGACUUGGCCGGCGGUGCUCUCUUGGAUCUUGGCAUUUACGCCUUGACUUGGGUCUUCCAGUCUCUGUACCACACCCAGCCUGAAGCAGAGAAGGAAGCGCCCAAUGUCAUCGCUGCCGUCAACAAGUACCACACUGGUGCUGAUGAGACCACCAGCAUCAUCCUCCAGUUCCCCAAGCACAAGAGCCACGGUAUCGCUCUGACCUCUCUUCGGGUGGCCUCUGAACCUGACAACAAGGACACCGCCGGUGCCUCCAUCCGCAUCCAGGGCGGCCUUGGUGAAAUUCAGGUCGUUGGGCCUGCCUACCGCCCACGUCAGCUGAGAGUCAUUACCAAGGAGAGCGAUGGCAAGGCCGAGGUCAUUGACUUUGCCAUCCCCAAGGACAAGGAGCGUGACUGGGGCCACGGCAUGUUCUGGGAAGCUGACGAGGCCGCCCGCUGCCUGCGUGACGGGCAGAAGGAGAGCAAGACUCUGCCAUGGAGCGAGAGCAUUGUCAUCAUGGAGGUCAUGGACGAAACCCUGAAGCAGGGCGGUGUGACAUACCCCGAGUUGAUUUCGACUGACGUCUUUGACCCCCAAAGUCCUCUCAACACUGGAAAGAGGUAAAAUCCCAAGAAGAGAUUGGGGGUUGGGCUGGUAUCUCUGCUUUGUGCCUGAACUCACAGCCUUGCUGCUGGCGCAUUCUGGCAUCGGGCAGGCUUGUGGUAGGUCGUACGGGAAAGCUGUUGGAACUAGAGACUCAGCAUUAGGUCUUUGUCAUUCACCCCACGACGCGAGGCUAUGAUGCCCAAGGAUGGCAUACAGAAGAGGGAUGGGGGGACGCGGGAUUUGGGCUCGGAAAAUUUAGCCCGAGCCUGGCGCAGCUGGGCUUGGUUUAUCUACCAACCAGAGGUCUGUGUAGUCCAAAUGUACCUUUUACCAAUUCACCCCUUGCCGUCUUUUUUCUGUGAAA
Molecule: messenger RNA, 2674 nt
Organism: Podospora pseudocomata
Lineage: Eukaryota; Fungi; Ascomycota; Sordariomycetes; Sordariales; Podosporaceae
Gene: XYD1
Product: D-xylose 1-dehydrogenase (NADP(+))
Exons: 4
Coding region: 1153-2328 (391 amino acids)
Molecular function (GO): nucleotide binding
Source: RefSeq, a predicted model, not a curated record